UAAACCACCAGAGGCUGGGCCUAUUUCCGGUAGGAUCAGUGGACUCGGCGGCAGAGGGAGUGCGGAGCCGUCCACUGAGUUUUUCCAAGGCUGUACAGACAUGGCGGCGGCUUUUCGGAAGGCCGCUAAGUCCCGGCAGCGGGAACACCGAGAGCGAAGCCAGCCUGGCUUUCGAAAACAUCUGGGCCUACUGGAGAAAAAGAAAGAUUACAAACUUCGUGCAGAUGACUACCGUAAAAAACAAGAAUACCUCAGAGCUCUCCGGAAGAAGGCUCUUGAAAAAAAUCCAGAUGAAUUCUACUACAAAAUGACUCGGGUUAAACUCCAGGAUGGAGUACAUGUUACUAAGCAGACUAAGGAAGAAGUAACCCCAGAACAACUAAAGCUGAUGAGAACUCAGGAUGUCAAAUAUAUAGAAAUGAAAAGGGUUGCAGAAGCUAAGAAAAUUGAAAGACUAAAAUCAGAGCUCCAUCUGCUGGAUUUCCAGGGGAAGCAACAGAGCAAGCAUGUGUUCUUUUUUGACACCAAAAAGGAAGUUGAACAGUUUGAUGUUGCAACUCACCUGCAAACAGCCCCGGAACUAGUCGACAGAGUCUUUAAUAGGCCCAGGAUAGAGACCUUGCAGAAGGAAAAAGUGAAAGGAGUUACCCAUCAGACUGGACUUAAGCGAAUAGCUAAAGAAAGGCAAAAGCAGUAUAACUGCCUGACACAGCGGAUUGAACGAGAGAAGAAAUUGUUCAUUAUUGCUCAGAAAAUUCAAACACGCAAAGAUCUUCUGGAUAAAACUCAGAAAGUAAAGGUGAAGAAAGAAACAGUGAACUCCCCAGCUAUUUAUAAAUUUCAGAGUCGUCGAAAACGUUGACAUGUUAUAGAUAAGCCUUGUCAUUCUGCAUCAAAAAAUCUAUUGUCUUUUUUCUAGUAACUUCAAAUUCCAUUAGUCCAAAUGGCAUGGUUUUCCAGUUUGUAACCGUAACUAAAUUGUCAGUCUGACAUUAACGUCUUCCUAUGGACAACAUUAAAUCUCUGUCCCUUCUGUAAUUA
Cebus imitator (Panamanian white-faced capuchin) is the source of this 1041-nucleotide messenger RNA. RefSeq names its product UTP11 small subunit processome component (gene UTP11). Bases 101 to 862 code for a protein of 253 amino acids. Gene Ontology annotation, cellular component: small-subunit processome; nucleolus. The transcript is spliced from 8 exons. The record is from RefSeq and is a predicted model, not a curated record. Gene Ontology annotation, biological process: rRNA processing. Lineage: Eukaryota; Metazoa; Chordata; Mammalia; Primates; Cebidae.